GCUUUAUACCGCGACCCGCCCCCGCGCGAUGCCCCUCGCUCUCAGACUCUCUCCUGCCCUCGCUGCGCCCCGCCUCAGGACCCGGUUCGUGCCCCGACACUCGCUCUUCAGAUACAGGAUGGCGUCCACUUCUGCUUUUGGUCUUAAAGACCCGUCGCUCGUGCGCACGCAGGCAUACAUUGGAGGGAAAUGGGUCGACGCGAAGGAGGGCGGGACUAUCAAGGUCACCAACCCCGCGACGGAGGAGGAGCUGGGGACUAUCCCUGAGAUGGGCCUUGCGGAGACGAAGGAGGCUAUUGAAGCUGCUGCCACCGCGUUCAAGACGUGGAGCAAAACCACUGCCAAGCACCGGCAUGACGUCCUCAAAAAGUUCUUCGGGCUCAUGCAAGAGCACCAGGACGACCUCGCGCGUCUCAUCACUCUGGAGAACGGCAAGCCGCUCGCGGAGGCCAAGGGAGAACAUGCGUACAGCGCGUCUUUCAUCGAGUGGUUCGCUGAGGAAGCCGUUCGGACCUACGGAGAGACCAUCCCGUCGCCAUUCCCCAACAUCCGCAACGUUGUCAUCAAGCAACCUAUCGGCGUUGUCUCCAUCCUCACGCCCUGGAACUUCCCGUCCGCGAUGAUCACCCGCAAGCUCGGCGCGGCCCUCGCCGCGGGCUGCACCGCGGUCAUCAAGCCCCCCGCCGAGACGCCGUUCUCCGCGCUCGCGCUCGUCGAGCUCGCGACGCGCGCGGGCGUGCCCCCGGGCGUGAUCAACGUCGUGACCACGCACGCGAACGUGAGCGAGGUCGGGCGCGAGAUGUGCGAGAACGUGGCGGUGAAGAAGGUGUCGUUCACGGGCAGCACGCCCGUCGCGAAGAUGCUGUAUGGGCUCGCUGCGGGGACGCUGAAGAAGGUAUCCAUCGAGGCGGGCGGAAACGCGCCGUUCAUCGUGUUCGAUGAUGCCGACAUCGACGCGGCCGUAACGGGUGCGAUUGCAUGCAAGUUCCGCGGCACGGGCCAGACCUGCGUGUGCGCGAACCGGAUAUACGUGCAGUCGUCCGUGUACGCCGACUUCGCGUCGCGCCUCGCCGAAAAGGUCGCUGCGUUCAAGGUCGGCAACGGCCUCGACAAGGACACCACGCACGGACCGCUGAUCCACGACCGCGCCGUCGAGAAAGUCGAGAAGCACGUCGAGGACGCGCUCGCGAAGGGCGCGCAGCUCGUACAUGGGGGCAAGCGCCUCCCCGGCGCCGGCUCGUUCUUCGCGCCCACGGUGCUCGCGGACGUGCCCGCCGACGCGCUCGUGAACUCGGAAGAGACGUUCGGGCCGCUCGCGGCGCUGACGAAGUUCGAGACUGAGGAAGAGGUGUUGCGGCUCGCGAACGCGACGUCUGUCGGCCUCGCGGGGUACUUCUUCUCGCGCGAUGUGGGACGGGUAUGGCGCGUCGCGGAGGCGCUGGAGGUCGGUAUGGUCGGUACGAACACGGGCGUGAUCAGCCAAGCCGUUAUUCCCUUCGGAGGGGUCAAGGAGAGCGGGCUCGGCCGGGAGGGCGGCCACGGUAUCGAGGAGUACAUGAACACAAAGUACAUCGCGUUCGGCCUCUGAGCGGGGCGGCGCGCGGAGAAGUCAUAGCGGGUCUGCCGCGGCCGGUAUGUGCAAGGCUACCCGGUCCGUGUUUGUUGUCUCGAUGUAGCACUAUGCAUGUUGCGAACACAUUGAACAGUCAAUUUAACUACCUUCAUGAUCGUUUGUCAGAAGCGCC
Messenger RNA from Trametes versicolor FP-101664 SS1, 1745 nucleotides. Its product is annotated as succinate-semialdehyde dehydrogenase. Gene Ontology annotation, biological process: GABA catabolic process. Gene Ontology annotation, molecular function: succinate-semialdehyde dehydrogenase (NAD+) activity. The record is from RefSeq and is a predicted model, not a curated record. Bases 29 to 1588 code for a protein of 519 amino acids. Lineage: Eukaryota; Fungi; Basidiomycota; Agaricomycetes; Polyporales; Polyporaceae. The transcript is spliced from 15 exons.